Messenger RNA from Ilex paraguariensis (yerba mate), 2360 nucleotides. The record is from the annotation of a GenBank genome assembly. Lineage: Eukaryota; Viridiplantae; Streptophyta; Magnoliopsida; Aquifoliales; Aquifoliaceae.
UUCUGCGGCCCUGCUUCCUGUCCAACGGUCUCGUGGCCAGCUUCCCUUUUUCAAAUUUCGUUACAAUUCCUCUGUGUUUGACGGCAGAUUUUAACUUUAAAUGAGAGUAUGGCACACCCAGAAAGCAAUAUCAACUCUAUCCACAACCCAGCUCGAACUCUCCUCUCCAUUAAAACUCAAUCAUUUUCUCCAACUUUGCAGCAAUUCCAAAGCAUUAGACAAAGGAAAGCAAGUCCAUCAACAAAUAAUCACACAUGGGUUGGGCAGUAACCCAUUCAUGACCACCAAAUUGGUUCAAAUGUAUGCAGACUGCAAUGAUAUCUCAUCAGCCCACAUUCUAUUUGACAAAUUGUCGCAACCAAAUGUGUUUGCUUGGACCGCAAUCAUAUCAUUCCGUUCACGCAAUGGAAUGUUCGACGAGUGCGUUGAGACUUAUAAAGAUAUGAAAUUGGAGGGUAUUUCACCUGAUGGUUAUGUGUUUCCUCAUGUUUUAAGGGCGUGUACUCUGGCAUUGUGUUUGGAAGUAGGUGUUCAGGUUCACAAAGAUGUGUUUGUAUGGGGUGUUGAUCUGAAUGUGCAAGUUUGCAGUUCUUUGAUUGACAUGUAUUCGAGGUGUGGGGAUGUACAGAGAGCUAGACUGGUGUUUGAUAUGAUGAGGGAAAGGGAUUUGUUAUCAUGGAAUUCAAUGAUUUCAGGGUAUGUAUGUAAUGGGGUUUUUAUGUGGGCUGUUGAAUUAUUUGGCGACAUGAGGUUGGGAGGUUUUGAGCCUGAUUUAGUGACUUGGAACACUUUAAUGGAUGCUUAUUGCCGUCUGGGGCAGUGUGAUGAGGCUUGGAAAAUAGUGGGGCAGAUUAAGGAGCCUAAUAUAAUCUCUUGGACCACAUUGAUGUCAGGUUAUUCAAGGAUUGGGAAGCAUGAAUCUACCUUGGGAAUUUUCAGGGAUAUGGUAUGUAGAGGGGAAGUUUUUGCUGAUUUGGAUUGCCUUUCUAGUGUGCUUGCCUCUUGCCGACAUAUGGGGGCAUUAAUAUGUGGAAGAGAAAUUCAUGCAUAUGGGACUAAAAUUGUAAUUGGGGGUGCAUUCUACAAGUCAGCUGGACCUGCGUUGUUGACUAUGUAUGCUAAGUGUAGGAGAAUGGAAGAUGCAAGAAAUGUAUUUGACAUGAUGGACCAAUCUGAUAUUGUUACUUGGAACGCAAUGAUUUUUGGUUUUGCUGAUCUAGGGAUGGGACAUAAGGCACUUGAAUUGUUUACAGAAAUGCAGAUCAUGGGAAUUAAGAAUGAUCAGACCACAAUUUCCACCGUUUUGCCUGUAUGUGAUCUGAAAUCUGGAAAGCAAAUUCAUGCCUACAUCAAGAAAAGUGAUUUAAGUAUGGCUGUCCCGACUUCAAACGCUCUGAUCCACAUGUACUCCAAGUGUGGAUUCAUUGGAACUGCAUAUUAUGUGUUCUCCACAAUGGAAAAUAGAGAUAUAGUAUCAUGGAACACAAUGAUUCGGGGUUUUGGAAUGCAUGGGUUUGGACAAGCUGCUCUGCAACUCCUGGAGAAGAUGAAUCAUGCUGGCCUUUGCCUUAACUCUUCAACUUUUACUUCUGUGCUGUCAGCUUGUAGUCACUCAGGACUUGUGGAUGAGGGGCUCACACUCUUUUACAGAAUGACCAGAGACUUUGGCGUAGACCCUCAAAUGGAACAUUUUGCUUGUGUUGUAGAUUUGCUAGCCCGUGCUGGUCGGCUUGAGGAUUGUGUUGGUUUAAUCAAGAGAAUGCCUUUAGAGCCAGAUAAAUGUAUUUGGGGGGCUGUGCUUUCUGCCUCUCAGGCUCACCAAAACAUUAACACUGGGGUGCUAGCUUCGGAACACUUGGUCCAUUUGGAACCUGAAAAUGCUGGACACUAUGUGACAUUGUCAAAUAUGUUUGCUAGGGCUGGAAGAUGGGAUGAUGCCGUAAGAUUAAGGAAACUCGUGGACAGCAGAGGAUUGGUCAAGCCAUCAGGAUUUAGCUGGACUGAAAGAGGGAACUGAACACACAGAGAUUAAUGACUUUCGUACCGGCCUUCAAAAGCUUCUCUUUGCCUAACAGCCUUAUUGCAUAAGACGGUCUUAUUGCUAAUCACAGAUGCCGUGAUUUGCGAACCAUUGGAAGCUGGGAAUCUCAACAAGACUUGCUGCCGAACACUUUGCUGCGGAUCUGUUCUCUAAACUAAACGUGGUCAGGAAAAGAGAAUUCUGAAUGUUGUCGAAGGAAUUGGGAUUCAGAAUUGUGGUUGGCCAUAUCAUCAAGGACUGGGGUACCUACUGUUGGAAUUUUUUGCCAUUAAUUGAUAGUUAAUUUUAGAUUGCGAAAAACGGGUUGAAUUUAUAGUCC